Hypanus sabinus (Atlantic stingray) is the source of this 2448-nucleotide messenger RNA. Its product is annotated as extracellular calcium-sensing receptor-like. Gene Ontology annotation, cellular component: membrane. Gene Ontology annotation, biological process: G protein-coupled receptor signaling pathway. Gene Ontology annotation, molecular function: G protein-coupled receptor activity. The record is from RefSeq and is a predicted model, not a curated record. The transcript is spliced from 7 exons. The coding region runs from base 139 to 2448 and encodes 769 amino acids. Lineage: Eukaryota; Metazoa; Chordata; Chondrichthyes; Myliobatiformes; Dasyatidae.
AAGGAUGGGGACAUCGUUCUGGGAGGGAUAUUUACCAUACACUUAAACAGGUUGGAGGAGAUCAAUACAUUUACCAAAGCACCGGAAGAAAUUAGAUGCAGAAGUUUUGAUUUAAGACAGUAUCGCCUGGCACAGACCAUGAUUUUUGCUGUAGAGGAAAUAAACAAGAAUGAGCAACUCCUCCCUAACGUCACACUGGGCUACAGAAUUCACGAUGACUGCGGCUCCACUAAAAUUGCAACGCAAAUUUCUCUGGCUUUUGUGAAUGGGCAGGAAGAAACCUACGUGGACGAAAUAUGUGCUGCGUCUCUCAGCGUCCCCGGUAUUGUUGGCGGUGGUGGAUCCUCAGUAUCUAUAGCAAUGGCAAGAACAAUCGGACCUUUUAAAAUACCAAUGGUUAGCUAUUUUUCUACAUGUGUGUGUCUCAGUGAUAGAAACGAAUAUCCAACCUUUUAUAGAACAAUUCCAAGCGAUGACCAUCAAUCCAAGGCCUUGGUUCAACUCGUUCAGAAGUUUGGAUGGACUUGGAUUGGAACCGUUAACAGCAACAAUGACUAUGGGACCUCUGCAAUGAGAGCCUUUGUCGAAGCUGCUGAGGAUUUCGGGCUUUGCAUUGCCUUCUCCGAAUCAUUUCACAGAACGGACCCCGCAGAGAAGAUCACCAGGAUAGUUCAAGUGAUGAAGGAGGCGACCACAAAGGUCGUGGUGGCCUUUGCCGGAUCCGGGGAAAUGCGCGUAUUAUUUGAGGAAGUUCUUCGGCAAAACCUCACUGACAUACAAUGGGUCGGCAGCGAGGCAUGGAUAACAUCGGACAUCGCUGCCGACGAAAGUUCUGCAUUUCUUCUCGGAACAAUCGGGACUGCAAUGAGUGCGGUAGAGGUUCCCGGACUUAAGAACUUCCUCCUCAAAGUCCACCCCUCCACCUCUCCAAAUGAUCCUUUCGUAAAUGAGUUUUGGGAAACGAUAUUCGGAUGUACUCUAACUUCAGGCGGCUCCCAAUGCAGCGGGAAUGAAACCCUGAAUGAAGUAUACAACGCCUACACAGACCUAACCAUGGAUGGAAGUUCCUACAAUGUAUAUAAAGCAGUCUAUGCUUUCGCUCACGCCCUUCAUAAUAUGAUGUCAUGUGAAAAUGGAAAUGGCCCAUUUAUAAACUAUACUUGUGCAUAUAUUCCAAACUUUCAGUCGUGGCAGCUGCUUCACUACUUGAAGUAUGUAUACUUCAUAACGAAAACCGGGGAGGUGUUCUACUUUGACGACAAUGGUGGUCCAGUGGCCAGAUAUGACUUUGUAAACUGGCAACUGAAUUCAACUGGUCGCAUUGAAUUUAAGACAGUUGGAUAUUACAGUGGAGCAGCACAUUCCGGUAAAGAGGUGAUGCUCAAUUCGAAGAACGUUGUUUGGAGAGCCGGUCAGCAGGAGAUUCCCCGGGCAGUCUGCUCUGAAAGUUGCCCUCGUGGAAUGAGGAAAGUUGCCAGGAAAGGACAACCGAUUUGUUGUUUCGACUGUACUUCCUGUCCAAAUGGAGAGAUUAGUAACACUACAGACUCCAUUAACUGCUUCAAGUGUCCUCCCCUGUUCUGGUCCAACGAUCGGAAAGAUCAAUGCAUCCCGAAGAAAAUAGAGUAUCUGGCUUUUACCGAAAUCCUGGGCAUGGUGUUGGUGUUACUCGCUCUGGUUGGAGUGUGCAUGUCUGGACUUACAGCGGGUCUCUUCUUUAAACAUCGAGACACACCUCUGGUUAAAGCUAACAACUCUGAGCUGAGCUUCCUCCUUCUAUUUGCACUAAGCUGCUGUUUUUUAUGCUCGGUCACAUUCAUUGGCGAACCGUCACACUGGUCCUGUAUGUUACGCCGCACGGCGUUUGGUGUCUCGUUUGUCAUGUGUAUCUCUUGUGUUCUGGUCAAAACCAUUCUGGUGCUGUCGGCAUUUAAAGCAACACAUCCCAGCAGUAACAGGAUGAAAUGGUUUGGUCAAAGACAGCAGAGGAUAAGUGUCUUCCUCUUGGCGUCAAUACAGAGUUUAAUAUGCGUGCUUUGGCUGCUCAUUGAGCCUCCUUUCCCCGUGAUCAACACUAAAUAUUACCGCGAGAUGAUUAUUUUAGAAUGUGAUAUAGGAUCUUUUGUAGCCUUCUACUCUGCGUCGGGUUAUAUCGCCCUGUUAUCGUGCAUUUGUUUUAUCUUGGCCUUUCUCGCACGGAAGCUGCCAGAUAACUUUAACGAGGCAAAAUGUAUAACAUUCAGCAUGCUCAUCUUUUGUGCUGUUUGGGUCACUUAUAUUCCGGCCUCUGUGAGCUCUCCUGGGAAAUACACGGUGGCGGUUGAAGUGUUUGCCAUCCUGACGUCCAGUUUUGGAUUGCUGCUCUGCAUUUUUGCACCGAAGUGCUUCAUCAUCGUCGUCACUCCGGAGAGAAACACAAAGAAGCACAUUAUGGGUAAAGAUGGAUGA